This is a messenger RNA of Sander lucioperca (pikeperch), 2338 nucleotides long. Its product is annotated as TBC1 domain family member 15. The transcript has 11 exons. NCBI's taxonomy places the organism in Eukaryota, Metazoa, Chordata, Actinopteri, Perciformes, Percidae. Gene Ontology annotation, molecular function: GTPase activator activity. The record is from RefSeq and is a predicted model, not a curated record. The coding region runs from base 236 to 1621 and encodes 461 amino acids. Gene Ontology annotation, biological process: activation of GTPase activity.
GACUAUAUAUUGAUUCAACAGAGCUGGAAAUGGUUCGCUGAAACUCAUUCAACACGUUUUGUGAUCUCGAACGAGUCGACUCCUUCCGGCGGCAGAAGUCAGUCCCUGGCUGGUUUCAGCUCCAGAUGGGUUUCAGUGUUUAGGCAGCAGUAGCAGGUAGUCUGCAGGAUGACAGUUUGGUGUCUGUUGACAAGCUCUUCUUCACCUGUGCAUGGUGUGAUUGCGACUACCGUCGAUGCUGCAGACACAGAUGGAGGAUCUGAGACAGACAGCCGGAGAGGAGACGAGCUCACCGGACAGUCCCCAGCCAGAUGUCCGCUUCCAGAAGAGAGUAGCAGCGGUCAGCUGUCCUGCUCUGUCCGCCGCACGACUCACCUUACCUGGAGUCAUGGACGCCGAGGGGAGGGUCGACGAGUCAAGACUGAGGAUGCAUAUUUUCAAAAACGGUGGCGUUUGUCCCUCUGAGCGUGGCCUGGCGUGGCGGUUCCUGUUUGGGAUGUACCCAUGCAGCUCGACAGCUUUAGAGCGUUCUCUGCUGCAGGAGCAGAUGGCCGUGCGUUACCGGAUCAUGAAGAGAAAGUGGCAGCAGUUCCUUCCUUCGGCAGUGCAGAUGCACCUUAACGGCACGGAUGCUGAGUUGGUGGCGGCAGUCAGGUACUUUGAGCAGAGGCAGACACAGGCCCAGCAACAGACCCAGGACCAGUCGGAGGGGGUCAGCGACAGACUGGCUUUCUUGGAGCUUCAGGCACAGAUAUUGUUUGAGCGGGUCACGUUUGACCAAGAGGAGCUGCAGGAAGCCACGCGUAUCAUUGACAAGGAUGUGCCAAGAACCAACAGAGUACUGAGCUAUUAUCAGGGUGAAGGUUCAGGCAAUCUGUUGGUGUUAAGAGACAUCCUCAUCACUUAUGCUGCUUUUCAUCCAGAGGUCAGUUAUGCCCAAGGAAUGAACGACCUGUGCAGCCGGUUCCUGGAGGUUCUCGACUCUGAAGUUGACACGUUCUGGAGCUUCUCCUGCUACAUGGAGAAGUUCUCCAAGGACUUCAGGGCUGACGGUCUGCACAGGAAAAUAGAGUUGGAGGCAGCCCUGUUGAAGGAAUUGGACCCGCAGCUUUAUUCUCAUUUGGUCACAGACCGCAUGGAGAGCUUCACCUUCUGCCACAGGUGGCUGCUGCUGGGUUUCCAGAGGGAGUUUGAACACAGUGACGCAUUACGUUUGUUCGAGAUCCUGAGCUGUGACCACCUGGAGCUUAUCUCCCAGCAAGUAGACAGAGCCCGUUAUCAGGAAAGGCUGGCACGAAAAUGCAGACCAGAAGACAGUUCAAAUUCAGAGCUGCCGGCCAUUAACACUGACUUCACCUUUGAGCUCUUCAUCUGUGCAGCCAUCCUGUUAGAGAACAGAGAGUCUCUGCUGCUGUGCCGAGAUGAUGUACAACUCAUCCAGUUUACUAGCAGGCUUCAGGGAACACUGGACCUGAACAGCACACUGAAGAAAGCGGAGCACCAUUUGUACAACUACUGCAAGCGCUGUGCUUGGGAUUACAUGAAUGGGUGCUGCAGAGCAGACAAGGGCAAAGAAGAGGACUUUCUUUAUCAACUCCGUAGUUUACUUGUUUUAAAGUGAUAGCUACUAUUUAAAUACCUGAUGUCAAAGACUGUAAUGAAACUGUAAUUUGUAACAGGGGACAAAUAAUCCCUAUUUAGAGUUUUGAUGUUCUUUAUCUUGUUUUUUUUAUUUCUGAGGGAAACACACUAAAGGCUGCUUACCUUAAGUUGGAUCAGUUACUGCUGUUUAGUAUAAAUGUACAGUAUUUAUUAUAUGACAGUUGACCAACUGUGAGUUAUUUUUAGUUGCUCUUCUGAUCAUCCUUGAAUAAGAAAAGCUUAAGCUCAAUAGUAGCUCUUAUUAGGAGAUAGGAAUCCACGCCUUAAAGCAUUUGUUUUUCUGGGUUAUGCAAUAUUCAACUGCUAAAAGAAAGCAACUACUCGACAGACGUGCAUGAAUACUAAGAUCUGGUGUGUCGCAACAGGUGGUGUCGGUAACGAACUGCAGUUAUAUUUAAAGCCAGAGAGGUGUCAGAGAGGCAUAUGUAACAGGAAUAAACGUCCAGUUUUUUUAGCUCUGGCAGAGAGACCAUGCAGUAUGGGGAAGGAAAAGUUACUGCACUGUUACUGUCUUAAAUAUUGAAUGAAACACAUACACAAUACAAAUAACCCUAAAAAUUAUACCUCAAUGAAACUACUGAAGAUUGUUUACUAUGUUGAGUUGGCAAUAUCAUGGUGUUUUCCUCUUAUUUUAUAUACCUUACAUAAUAAAGGAAGUCAGCUUUUACUUUGAUAA